Messenger RNA from Branchiostoma floridae (Florida lancelet), 5603 nucleotides. RefSeq names its product nuclear hormone receptor FTZ-F1 beta-like. Gene Ontology annotation, cellular component: RNA polymerase II transcription regulator complex. The record is from RefSeq and is a predicted model, not a curated record. Gene Ontology annotation, molecular function: zinc ion binding; RNA polymerase II cis-regulatory region sequence-specific DNA binding; nuclear receptor activity. NCBI's taxonomy places the organism in Eukaryota, Metazoa, Chordata, Leptocardii, Amphioxiformes, Branchiostomatidae. Gene Ontology annotation, biological process: tissue development; hormone-mediated signaling pathway; regulation of transcription by RNA polymerase II.
UGCAGUUUGAAAUUGUGUGGGUAAUUUGAGCACGUCGUGACAGUUCAACAGGCAGUCAUUCAACUGUCUGCUGGGCCAACUUUGACUCUGUGGGAGGUGAUUGUUGCUGUCAGCUUGAGAACUGGCUUUGAGACAGCGCAGAACUGAGAGGUUUCACCAUAGACAAAUCAUAUCAACAGGUUCCUGUGACGUGGAGCCAGAGAUUAGUACCGGUGUUGCUGGGUUGUUGUUGGUAUUCAGCCUUACAUCCCUGGUGUGUCAGGAAACAGGUGUUUACACAGAGAACAGGUGCUGAAUAGUGCUCGGUCAUCUCUUCUCUACAGUAGUUCCAGACUUUCUCCGUCCGUCCAGCCCAUCAGAGCGUCUCACAACCGUUCCACCCUCCCGGGAUGCCCCGGUAUUGUGAACCUUUUAGGGGUUCGAGUGUAGCUCACCAGGUGAAAACGUAGGUCACUCGAGCACAAUGACUGAACAUAAUGCUCCUAUGGACAGCGCUCAAAACCACCAACCCUAUGACAAAGUCAGUACUGUUGAAAGUCUAGUAUCCAAAGGAAUCAACCCAAUUCUUGGGGAGCAUAUCUUCCUGGGGAGGUCUCUUCUAUGCCCACCCAAGCCCACCUUCAAGACGCCGAAGUUGCCCCUGCGUGUGCACUGGAAGAUGUUCUCGAAGUCUGCCAAAUACUCCGGUACCGAGGUACCCUGGCCCAAUGCCUCCACAGACGGGAGGUCCCACCCUGCUGGGAUAGCAGCGAACGGUCAAGACAUGGAAGCCGUGGAGAGACGUGGAGAGAAGAGGAAAGACGAUGGGGACGGGGCAACACAGAGAGACAAAGAUUACCUCCCCCCCACCCCUCCUCCAAAGAAAGACAAAAGGUGGAAGGGGAACUCUCCUGCCACGUCUGACGGCAGCCUGUCCACCCCACAUUCCCCCGCCACUCCCUACUGCUCUCCCAUGUCGUACCUGGACUUCAACUUGGACUCCCCCAUCUGCUCCCCUAGAACUCCCUUGUCCAGCACCGACUGGGCCUCCCCUCUCAGCCCCAAGUCUAACUACGGCCCCUUAAGUCCCCUCCAAAAGCAGGGUGGACAGAGAAGAACAAGGUCCCCACCACAAAACGCCCUCGAUCUCUCCUCCUGGAAGGAGAUUACUUCAAGCGCCAACGGGGAGGUAAAAUCCAUGGGAGCGAGACAACAACAACAACAACAACAACACAUGUCCAAAGGAAAGAGUCAGAACGGCAUCCCGAUAUCCCCCUUUCUGAUGGAGCCGACCCAAAGAGACGUACCAAACCACCCUCCCCCCUCCCUGGCCAGUAGACAGUCUCUACAAGAGAAGGACCUCAUGAUGAAGGGCUCCCCCCGACUCCUACACCCCGGCCACCCCCCCAUGCCAACCGUGGGCAUGAACAUGCUCCCUCCACAGAGAGUCAGACAGAAGUCGCCCGUCAGAUCAUCACCAGGAGGCAACAACCAGAAGAUUCCCAACUAUCCCUAUCCCACGAUGGUUCCCAUGGCAACGGGGUCCAUGUUUGGGGGGAUGAUGCCCGCCACGUCCCACCCGAGCAUGUUCCUCCCCCCGUCUUCCCCCAUGUUCCUCCCCAGCCCCUGCUCGCCGAUCUCCUUACCCGAGGAGCCGUCCCCGGUGGCGGGCCCCUCGCAGACGUCUCCGCCGUCCCCCGCCGUGAAACGCGAGGAGUCGUUCCCGGAGACGAGCCAACCGGACAGCACCAGCAGCGACUCGGUAGGAGAGGACAGCAGCUCCCAGCCGGGCUCCUCCACGACUGCCGACGGGGACAGCCCGGUGGGCAAGCCGUGCCCGGUCUGCGGGGACAAGAUCUCCGGGUUCCACUACGGCAUCUUCUCCUGCGAGAGUUGUAAAGGUUUCUUUAAGAGGACGAUUCAGAACAAGAAGAACUACAAGUGUCUGGCGGCUGCGAAGUGUGACGUGUCGCUGAAGACGAGAAAACGGUGCCCUAGGAAAGGGGUUAAGGCCCUUUUAAUUAAGAUGAAACUAGAAGCCAUACGCGAGGACCGUACCAGAGGCGGCCGUUCCACGUACGAAGGGGCGCUGCACACUGCCAAGCUGAAGACCAACGGUUACGGGGAGGCCAAGCGGAGGCGCCAUUCCAUGGCAGCACAGAUAAACUUUGCUCCGUUCACGCCCCUCACGCCAAGCUCUGCCAAUGGGUUUGCCAGGAACCAGUCUGUGUUAAAAAUCAAGCAGGAGCCGCCGUCAGAAUAUCCUCAGGAAAAGACGAUACCACCACUUCUGCAGGAGUUCCUGACUCUAGAGUCGCUGGUGGAUGAGAUGCAGCAGAUGCAGCUGUUUGAGCUGGACUUCGCCCGGCUGUGUCAGAUGACCGAGAUCCAGCUGAGGAAGAUGGUCAAAUGGGCUUGCCGCAUGCCCCUCUUCUCACAAGUCAAGAGUGAGGACCAAGUCCUGUUGUUGCAAAGUGCAUGGGGAAACCUGUUGUUGCUGUCAGCCUGCUUCCACUCCCUGCCUCACACCAGCGCGCUGUAUGGAACCGAGGAGGGCAAGAAGAAAGCAGAGUCCCUAGGGCUGGAUGCCUUCAUCACACGCAUGAUAGACCAGGUGGAACACUUGCGAAGACUGAAGGUGGACCACAAUGAGUAUGUGGCAUUGAAGGCCCUCAUCCUACUUAACCCAGAUGUGAAGGGGAUAAAGAACAGGAACCUGUUGCUAGACUACCAGGACCAGGUCCAGGUGGCUCUCCAGACGUACACGGAGUCGCACUACCCCGACCAGCCCAACAAGACAGGGGAGCUUCUCCUCAGGCUCACGGAGAUAGAGAGGGCCUGCUUCAUCGGCAAGGACCAUCUUGUCUUCAGGUACAUCACGGGACAGCUGCCCUCUUGUCAACUGUUGACUGAACUUCUUGGCGUGGAGUCUUCAAGUACGGACACCGCUCUGGGCUCCUCUCUCACCACUGAACUGUCUGCAGCCGGUGUGAAUGACUGACUGACUGAACUAUCUUGCCAUCCCAUGGCUUAGGUGGUGUACAUGUACAUGUAUCUUCAAAACGUAGUUCUUUCCACUCAAGACUUGAUCAAUUGAAGAAAUGUUUUGUUUGUAAUCAAAGUGGGAUAACAAUAGCCAUCCUCUGUCGUCACAUUUGUCUCAGGAUCUCUUUAUAUAUGGUGUCUAAAAUCUAAUCACAUUCAAGAUGGAUUUGUCCUAACCUGUCAUCCAUCCAUGUGUUUUGAAGUACAACUGCAAAGCAGUUAAGGAAUAUUCUUAUCUAUGUGUGUAUAUGUCUAUAUUGGAUCUUCCUGGCUAUGAUUGUAUAAUUGAAAGGUGGUUCAUAUCAACUUGAUGUUUUGCUUGGUUUUCAUACAUGUAAUUGGUCUUGCCAGGUAUAAGGAGAUGGAAGAAAUUAUUAUUGAAAUCAGUUCUGUAUUGUGUAAAUUGUGCUAUGAUUUAUGAAGAAAAUGAUGACAGAGAACAUUGGCCAGGUAUGACCAGCAAUAAGUCUGUACAGUUUUGACAACGUAAAGUCUUUGGUUUUGACCUUUUUGAAAUAUGCACUUGGUGACUCUCCAAAGAAAUAGAUUAUCCUCCAAGGCAGAAGUGUACCAUAGUACACUGUAGUUGUAGACUCUGUGUGUGUGUGUGUGUGUGUGUGUGUGUGUGUUGGUACCUAGAGAUUUAUGGGUCUAGCUGUGGUUGUAGUACCUGCCAUUGGAGAUGGACUGCUGUGGUGAUUCCCAUGUACAGUGAGUUACACUUUGUACCGUAGUAAUGGAGGACACAAUAUCUAUAUCUGUAUUAUAUAUAUUUAUGUAUAUAUAUAUAUGAAAAAUGGAUUAUUAGGGUGGUAUAGAGCAGACCAGGAGUGUUAUUUUCCAGGCUGUAGAAAGUGCUGUGAUAGGUGAAAAGUUAUCGUGUGUUUUAUUUUGGUAGAUUUGGCUGCUUUUUGUUUGGAAUGGCAGAGCACGUUUCGACUGCAAAUGUGGGAAUUGUCUUUGACUGGGAGGAGCAGUUAGAUUUGUUGAUAUAAUGUGUGUUUGUGGCUGCCAUAAUCUCAAAAAUGAUUUCAAAAAUCAACAAAUUUCAGGAUUUUGCUCAAUAUGUUUGUUAAUGGCCCCUACAUUAAAAUCUGCUGUAUUUCUAUUAACAGAGGUGCCCUACCUUGAGACGUGCCCAAAACUUUUUAAUGAUCUUAUUAUGCAAAAGUAGGCUGUGUUAGUUGCCACCGACUAUGCUGCUUAAGGUAUCCUAACCUUGACCCUGUACACAGCUGUCGUUUGCUUGUAUAUAAUAUUGAUUUAUUAUUUUGUCAAAAACAGUAUUUUAUCAACAACUGUAGCACUGAACUGGUAGCAGCCAAAAUAUUGCCAAGCAGUCACAGAACUGUUAUACACAUAAAUAAAACUUUCCAAACACUAGAAACACUGAAAAUUUGUUAAGUAGAAUACUGACCCAAGAUAAGCAGCAUCUCAAGUAAGGGCAUCCCGCGUUAUCUUCAUAAAUUAUAUAUACCCUUUCCAAGAAAUAUUUCUGUCAAAUGCACAUUGUAAUAAUUCUCCAAUGUCUAUAUAAUGGUAAUUUUUGUUUUUUGUCUGUAUAGUAUUCUGAUGCAUUAUAUUUCCAACUUUGUAAUUAUUUGUUUAUUUGAAAAUAAGAAAUUUAUCAAUUUUGAAUAAUUAUGCUUUUGGUAUAAUGCUUGCCGGGACAAUAAUCUUUGGCAGAUUACUUCAAUUCAUGAUUCAUUUUCAAAGCUAUAUUGGUAAACUUUCAUAUUCCUUAACCAAUAUUGAAAUUGUACAAUUUGUCUUUUUCUGUAUUUUGGGCCAGUACCACAGAAAGAUGUGAUGGAAAGAAUUAAUUUAAGGAGAGCAAUUUGGAGACAAAAGUGCAGAAUUUGAAUACUUCAAAAAUGCCCGGCUCUCAGUACUAGCAGCUACAUGUAGACAAGUGUACAUAAUGAUUCAAGACCAUAAAUGGCAGCUUUAACAUAAUAUUAUAUCACGAUCCAUGACUAUAUUUUCAAGUCUUUACCUAAGCCUAUUGGUGGCAAAAAUGGGCAUAUUAUGUACUUAAUAUCAGAGUCUAUUGUUAUGUUACGAAAGCCUUCAAACCAAAACAGCUCCGAUCCAAAACUAGGGUCAUGACUUCACUGAUUUUGAAUCAGGAUUUUACCAUACAUCUCUGAACAGUAUAACAGUUGUUUUGGGGUUAUGAUCAGAUCAGUCCUUCUUUCCACUGGACGGCAAUUGGUGAUCGAUGAGAGGCUGUUCAAAAAUUAAAAUUUGAUCUGUAAUUGUAAUUGUAUGACCAUUUUGUGAUUAGAAUAUGAUGUACAAAGUAUGAUUUAAAAGACACCAUACUAGACAUUUGUUCUUUAUCAAGAAUAAUUUCUUUAAGAAAUUUGUUGAAAUUUUGGUCGCUUGACAUUUGCAUCCUCUAGUGAAGAGGGGGUGUUCACAACAGCAGAAAAAAGAUGAGGAAUAGACAAUGCUUCAGCUGGACCUGGGGAGCAACAACUGUACUGUACAUGACCUAGCUUCCUUAUUUUUCCACUCAUAGAUACGGGUGACAAUAUUUUGAUGAAUGUGUACAAUAAAUUGGAAUCUUGAACUCA